Molecule: messenger RNA, 1568 nt
Organism: Trichomycterus rosablanca
Lineage: Eukaryota; Metazoa; Chordata; Actinopteri; Siluriformes; Trichomycteridae
Gene: gjb8
Product: gap junction protein beta 8
Exons: 2
Coding region: 66-845 (259 amino acids)
Biological process (GO): cell-cell signaling; gap junction-mediated intercellular transport
Cellular component (GO): connexin complex
Molecular function (GO): gap junction channel activity
Source: RefSeq, a predicted model, not a curated record
ACCUGAUCAUGGACUACUCCUGCUUUAUCCUCUAAUCAUAGGUGUCGUGAUAAGCAGAAAGCAAUAUGAGUUGGGCAGCACUGUAUAGCCAGCUGGGUGGCGUGAACAAACACUCCACUAGUCUGGGGAAAAUCUGGCUGUCUGUUCUCUUCAUCUUCCGCAUCACCAUUUUAGUGUUGGCUGCAGAAAGUGUCUGGGGUGAUGAGCAGUCAGACUUCACUUGCAACACACAACAGCCAGGCUGCAAAAAUGUCUGCUAUGACCACUUCUUCCCAGUCUCACACAUUCGUCUCUGGUGCCUUCAACUAAUCUUCGUGUCCACCCCAGCUCUACUGGUUGCAAUGCACGUAGCAUAUCGCAAACGGGGUGUGAGGAAAGAACUUAUCGCAUCCAAUGGAGAUAAAAAAGAAGAAGACCUGGAGGGUCUGAAGAAAAGGCGUUUGCACAUUACAGGCCCGCUUUGGUGGACCUACACCUCUAGCCUGUUUUUCCGGCUACUUUUUGAAGCCGGCUUCAUGUACGCGCUCUACUUUGUCUAUGAUGGCUUUCAAAUGCCACGCCUUGUCAAAUGUGAACAGUGGCCUUGUCCAAAUAAAGUUGAUUGCUUCAUCUCACGACCAACAGAAAAGACAAUUUUCACGAUUUUUAUGGUGGCGUCUUCAGCUUUUUGCAUUGUGCUGAAUGUGGCUGAGCUGGUCUACUUGAUUAGUAAGGCACUGAUGCGAUGCGCCGCAAGAACUAAGAGCAGGCACUCGUACGCUCACUCAGACAGAGCACUUUUGCAAAACAGAAAGAAUGAGAUGCUUUCAUCUGUCUCUGAUUCCAGUGCUAGCAAGUCUGUAUAAGAUUCCUUAAGAUAAGAUUCCUUGAUUGAUCCCAUGGGGGACAUUCUAGACUAUUUAAGCUUUACUCCCUCAGACAAAACCAUAUUUUUAGUAUUAAACUUUUUUGCCUUGAAUGCAAGAGAACAACACUGCAAAAUACUACUUAAGUAGGGGUAAUCUCUUAAACAGAAACGAAUGCACGUGUCUUUACACAUUCAGUAAUGGUUUAAUAGGGGCCUUGUUUCACAGUUCACACUUGGUGCAAGAGCGUGUCUUGUUUAGAGUAGGAUCAAUUGACACCUAGUGGUCAGCACAAUCAAAUGAUGUUCAAACAAUGUUAAAUCCUUUUUUUAUUUUCAUAUAUCAUGUCUUUAUUUUGUACUGUCACAUUGUAUAAGCCUUUGUCUGUAUUGUUACUAUAGUGUUUUUAUAUCGUUGCAAUUACUUUGACAGGCAGCCAGCUUUCUGCUGAUGAAAAGGAAGACUACAGGUAGUGAUUGUGCCUUAGCAACAAGGAAACUGUUACUGAAAUAGUCACUUCUGUGCUUGCUUCCAUUAUGACAUCUUUAUAUAAAGUAUUUUUAUUGAUGAAUUGAGACAUGAAUAUAUUUGAAAUAAAUUACACCCAUGUUAUAAUUACACAAUUUACCUUAAUCUUAAACCCUGCAACAGCAGCAAUAGAUGUGUUGGUAACUUUAUUAGUCCACAGACAAUAAUGUCAAACUACUUCACUGUUUGCAAUAA